Molecule: messenger RNA, 2062 nt
Organism: Tetranychus urticae (two-spotted spider mite)
Lineage: Eukaryota; Metazoa; Arthropoda; Arachnida; Trombidiformes; Tetranychidae
Product: signal transducer and activator of transcription 5B
Biological process (GO): regulation of DNA-templated transcription; signal transduction
Molecular function (GO): DNA binding; DNA-binding transcription factor activity
Source: RefSeq, a predicted model, not a curated record
UAAGCUUAAAAGCUAUUCACAGAGAGUCUCAUUAUGAGAGGUUUGAGUGUAAUCCACAAAGUUCCAACUAACUCGAAAAGUUAUUCCUUAGUUCUUGGAAUCUCUAAUUUCACCUUAAGGCUUUAGCGAUUGCGACUUAAGCUCUUUUGGUCCAGCCCUUUAUUCAAAUCACUUUUAAAGGUCUUGUAAGGAGUUUAUUUUCAUCUUAAUCUUUGGUCACUCAACGAUCUCUACUGGCUACAUUGGUUUAUUUCAGUGAAGGGUAAAUCAGUUUUACUUUGGCAUUUCACCAGUAAACAUCAUGAAUCAACGUGUAUCUAAAAGGAUUGUUGAAAUACAAACUUUAUCUGAACGCUUGUCUAACCUGUGCAAUCAAAUUAUUUAUAACUAUGGAGAGAUUAUUAAUUAUACAAAUCAAAUUGAUAAAUUAUCACAAUCUUCAAAUUUAGAUUUAUAUGAAAUUCAAGAGCUGGAAACUUUGAGUGACAAAUUAAACAACGUCAAGAUAAGUAUUGAUCAGAAUGUUGAGUUCUGGACAACUCAGUGUAACAACUUGAACAACGCUUUGAGAAAUACUCUUCCCGAAAUUUUUGCAAUUAUCAAUGGACCACAUUGCAAUCAAUCAUUAAAUUGUAAUGGUGUUCCAAUCCCUGAUAAGGAACAAGCUUGCCAAUCCUGGUGUGAAUCUCUGACCUGUAUUUGUUUGAAUGUGCGCCACGAAUUGACAUUAAUAGCAGCUUACUUUCCAGUUUGGGAAGAAAUUUUUAAUAACAUGAGAUAUGAUGCUGAUAAUAUGGUUGGACAGUUGGUAAAGAACACAUUCAUCAUCGAGAAACAGCCGCCUCAAGUUAUCAGAACAAAUAAGCAAUUCCAAGCGUCCAUACGCUCUUUGAUCGGAGGACUUUUCAACUCUAAUAAUACACUGUUUAAUAGCUCAAGCGUUAGUGUCUCCAUAUUGAGCGAGUCACAAGCCAUUUUAAUGAUCUCACAAGAAGACAACUCUUUAUUUAGCGACGCUUCUGGUGAAAUAUCCAAUAGCGAAAGUAGCCUGGAAUAUCAGUCAACAACAGGACAAUCUAUUGCACAUUUUGAGCAUCUCAUCUUGAAGAAAAUUAACAGGACCGAAAAAAAGGGAACAGAAUCGGUGACAGAUGAGAAAUUUGCUUUACUUUUCCAAGCAACGAUCAAACUGGGUGAACUCGUAUUUCACGUCAAGGCUCUAUCAUCGCCUUUGGUCGUUAUUGUUCAUGGUAAUCAGGAGAACCAUGCUUGGGCAACAAUCACUUGGGACAAUGCUUCACAAAUCUCUUCAGUGGAUCGAAUUCCGUUCAUCGUUCCAGAUGAAAUUCUUUGGGCCAGAGUUGGACAUGUUCUGAGUAACAAGUUCAGUUCAAACGUUGGAUGUAAUCUUGCGCCAAGAGAUUUAAGAUUUCUUGCUAGAACAGCCUUCAGGGAUCCCAGUUUACUUGAUUUUGAAAAUCUCUAUUUGAGUCGCGCACAAUUUUCCAAGGCACCUUUGCCGAAUCGCGAUUUCACAUUUUGGGAAUGGUUCUAUUCAAUUCUAAAGUUGAACCGGGAACACCUGAAAGAUUUAUGGCAACCACAACGCUUGAUCCAUGGAUUUAUUUCUCGAAAGGAUGCUGAGGAUGCUUUAAUGGAUAAACCAGAAGGAACUUUUCUACUGAGAUUCAGUGAAAAAAAACUCGGUGCUAUUUCCAUAGCUUGUAGAGCACAUUCGACGUUUGGGAAUUCCGUUUACAUGGUUGAACCAUACAGUCUCAAUGAUUUAUAUUCAGUUUCUUUAUCUGAACGCAUACAUUACACAAGACGUUUAAAAUACUUGUAUCCAAAUAUACCAAAAGAACAAGUUUUCAAAUUCACAGAAACACUAACUCCUGGAUAUGUUGCAGGGUCAUUCCUUUCAUAAAAAUUCAUAACAAUCUUUAUUAUUGAUUAAGUCGAGUCAUGGAUCAAGUUUCAUCGAAUUAUAAGAUUUUCCUGACAGCUUAUAAAUGAUGUAAAUAAAAUGAAAAAAAAAUAAAAUAAAACAUUGAUUUGAAAA